CUGUAUCUAAGCCAUAUGCGCUCGAUAAAGUAUCAUGUUACCUAGAGUAUUUGCCACCACAAAACAGAAAACCGGUUCACAUUCUGCAUACAUCGAUGUCGGACAGUACGAAAUAUUUUCUGUCAUGAAUCGCGAGAGACUUCCACUACUUUUCAAAGAUGUAAACUCGGAUUUAUCACUUCUAUUUGCCACAUUAUGCGUUAUCGAUAUUUUCGGCAUUUUUCCAAUUAUUGCAUUACCGCGUUCAAUUAUGCAAUGCGGAUUAUAUGGGAUUCCUUUGGUCUUUAUUGUAUUGGCUUUGCAAAUUUAUACGGCUAUUCUUCUUGGUAAAUCAUGGAUUAUUGCAACUACAAUAGAUCCACAAAUUUUAAGAAAAAAUCGAAAUCCUCUUGCAGCUGUAACUGAAUUGACUUUGGGUUCUCGGGCGAGAAGUUUAAUCACUAUAAUCUUAGAUCUUACAGUUUUUGGGUGCAGUAUACCUAACUUAUUGGUUGCUUCACAGAAUUUACAAAUUUUUGGAUUGAAAAUUUCGGGACAACAAUUUAAUUUAUCUUUCUGUUAUUGGCUUUUAAUCGUAGGUAUUCUUUUAUGUCCAAUUAUGUGGCUUGGCAGUCCACGUGAUAUGAAGAUAAUAAGCUUAUUUUCUUGUACAACGGUUUUAUUAACAGCACUUUUGAUAUGGUGGUGCAUAAUUACUGAUACUCGAGAAUUUGAUAUUAUUCCAAUACCUACUUCUCCUUCUUGGGAUAAGUUUAUUUCCGGUUAUGGAAUGUUAGCAUUUCAAUUUGAUAUACAUCCAACAUUGAUGACUGUGCAAGUUGAUAUGCGUCAUCCUCAGGACAUCAAUAAAGCAGUUGUAAUUUCUUUCUUAGUUACUGGUUCAUUGUUUCUUGUUACUACUAUUUUGGCUGUCUAAUAUGGAAGUAAUAUAACAGCCAAUAUCCUACAAUUAAUUCCAGGAAAUUUCAUAAUGAGUAUUGUCGUUCUUAUUGCGGCUCUUCAACUAUGUCUUUCUAGUGUUCUUAGUCAUUCAACUCUUUUUCAAGAUUUAGAAGAUCAGUGUAAUAUUAAAAGAAAUUUUGGAUGGAAACGAUGUCUUAUAAGAUCAGCUAUUGUUUUUCUUGGAGUAGCAGUAGGAGAAUCUAUACCAAGAUUUGAUAUUGUAAUGGUAUUGAUUGGAGGAUCGUUAACUGGUUUAUUAGUAUUUGUAUUUCCACCUUUAUUAUACUCAAAAAUAAUUGCUUUAAAAACAAAAUCCAUUCGAUCUUUAACUCCUGAGGUAUAUUCGGGUUCUGAAAGAUGCCAAAGCAAUAAAGAUAUGUCAAUCAAUCCAAAAAUCCAUUCGAAAUCAAUUUAUUAUGGAGUUCUAAGUGUACCUAGAACUGAAUAUCAUCGAUAUUCAUAUGUUUAUUAUAAUGAAUUAGAAAAUGAAUUGGAUGAAAUUGUGGAUUAUGAAAAUGAUAUCAUAGAUUCUGAAAAAUUUUUUAUGACAAAAAGAAUUUAUGAUAACAAACCAAUAUUUAUAGAUGCCAGUCAGCCUUAUAAUGUUUAUAAACAAAUUAUAAUUCCUGAAGAGCCAAUUUCAAAAUCAACCACAUAUUAUAAUUAUAAAAAAUGGCAUAAUUGCUUCAGUUAUUUGAUUGUACUUUUUGGUAUUAUAAUAACCAUUUCUUCUACAUAUAUCAAUAUGAAAAAUACCAUACAUUACGUACAAUUUACACCUUCUUGUAUUAUGAAUAUUACCAUAUUACAAAAUUCUGCAUAAAAUAAGAUUUUCUU
Messenger RNA from Apis florea (little honeybee), 1779 nucleotides. RefSeq names its product solute carrier family member mahogany (gene mah). Lineage: Eukaryota; Metazoa; Arthropoda; Insecta; Hymenoptera; Apidae. The record is from RefSeq and is a predicted model, not a curated record.